UCCAGGGUUAUUAUUGCAAACUAGUCUCUCAUUUAGCAUGAUGCAUAAAUCAGCAUUGAGAUAAGUAAUGCAAAAAUAUUGAAAGGUGCAAAGAGUCUAGGAAAUUUUCAGUUCUUUUCUGGGAGAAAAGAUAGAUUGGCCCUAGCAUUUUCCAAAUUAUUGUACCACUUAUAGUAGUAAAAAAUUUUACUGACAUAAUUUGUUUCUCAUUUCUGAAGCCAGCCAGGAGUUUGAACUUCGAAAAAAAGAAAGUUCCGUUGCCGGGACUUGAACCCGGGUCUUUCGGGUGAGAGCCGAAUAUCCUAACCAACUAGACUACAACGGAUUAUUGAUCCUGAUAAAAAAUGACAACUAUCUUUAAGUUCAUUGCAUAAGCCUAGGAACAAAUCUUUCUUUAACUCCACCGCUCCAGCGCCAGCGUCUGCUCUUCAACCACCACUCUCUUUCCCCUCCUCCCGAGCACCACUUAUCCAUCCCCUCGAUUUCUACAAGGUGUUAGGAGCCGAGACUCAUUUUCUAGGUGAUGGAAUACGAAGCGAGUGUUUCGAAAUCGCCUCAAUGCGGGUUCGGUCAAAACUCCUUAAUUAGGCGAAGACAGAUUCUCCAAGCGGCCUGUAAAACCCUUGCUAACCCUGGCUCUAGAGGAGAUUACAACCAAGGCCUUGUUGAUGAUGAGCCCGAAACUAUCAUCUCUCAAGUCCCCUGGGACAAUUUUCCAAACCCUAAAAGAAAAGAAAAAAGGGUAGGGAAAAUGACGACAAGAGGGAGUAGAUCAGGGAAGGUGAAGAGAAUUUUCCAGCAAUUUGACAUGAACCGAGAUGGGGGUCUUAACAGAGAUGAAAUGGCAGCGUUGGUCGUUGCCGUUAACCCCAGAGUCAAUUUUAGUGACGAACAAAUCAACGCCAUUCUCGAUGAAGUGUUCCGAACCUAUGAGGAGUUCAUCGACGGUGAAAAGGGGUUAACUUUUGACGGUUUGUUGAGAACUUACGACGAUGGAGCCGGUGACGUGGACCGUGACUUCGACGCGCUGGGUCUCGAGCUCAAUUUCGACGAAAAUAAAGGCGCGUCAAUUGUUUCCGGAGCAUCUUCGUCGUCGUUUGUGGAUGAGAGAGUAAUGGAGACACAGAAGAAGCAACGGACGGCAACUUGGGCCUUGUCACCGCAUCAAGGAAUAGUUUUCGAUGACACGUGGAAGCUUAUCGACGAUUUGGAGAAUUUAGUGAAGAGAUUGAAAGCAAAGCAAGCAAAAGAUAGGAAAUUUAAAAAUGAUAAUUUUGAUGCGUAUUCGGAUGCCGGGUGGUCAAGGGAAUUAGGACCAUCUGCUGAGCUUUCAGAGAAGAGGGUAUCUUGGGAAGAAUUUGGGCCUGACUACGCUGUUUUUGUUAAAGAAUUGGGAGCGUUAAGGAGUAGAGCUGAUGGGGCAAGGUCAAGAGAAGAAGCAUUUGAUGGACACAUGGCAAUUGGAAGGGCUUUAUAUGAGCAUCAGUUGUUUAAAGAAGCUUUGGUUAGUUUCAAGAGGUCUUGCGAAUUGCAGCCAAUGGAUGUGAGGCCACAUUUUAGAGCUGGGAGUUGUUUGUAUGUGUUAGGGAAGUAUAAAGAAGCUAAAGAAGAGUUUUUGCUGGCUUUGGAAUCAGCUGAGGCAGGUGGGAAUCAAAGCGGUUACUUGCUUCCUCAGAUUUAUGUCAAUCUUGGAAUUGCACUUGAAGGAGAAGGUAUGGUUUUAAGUGCUUGUGAGUAUUAUAGAGAAGCUGCUAUUCUUUGUCCUACUCAUUUUAGAGCUUUAAAACUUUUGGGUAGUGCUCUUUUCGGGGUAGGGGAAUAUAGAGCAGCUGUUAAGGCUUUAGAAGAGGCUAUUUUUAUGAUACCAGAUUAUGCUGAUGCAUGUUGUGAUUUAGCAUCAGCUUUGCAUGCUAUGGGUGAGGAUGAGAGGGCAAUUGAGGUUUUCCAGAAAGCUAUUGAUUUGAAUCCGGGUCAUGUUGAUGCUUUAUACAAUCUAGGUGGGCUUUACAUGGACCUGGGUAGGUUUCAGAGAGCUUCUGAGAUGUACGCUAGGGUUUUAGCUGUGUGGCCAAAUCAUUGGCGGGCACAGCUCAAUAAGGCUGUGUCUUUGUUGGGAGCUGCGGAAACUGAAGAAGCUAAGAAAGCUUUGAAGGAGGCUUGGAAAAUGACAAACAGGGUCGAAUUACAUGAUGCCAUUUACCAUCUGAAGCAGCUACAGAAGAAGAAGGUGAAGAUUAACGGUGGUGCCAAUCGGGAAGGGGCUUUUGUAAUAUUGGAGCCAUCAAAAUUCAAGAGGGUGGAUGAGAAGACUACAUUGAGGCAGGAUUUAGGAAAUGCUCUUCAAAUUAGGGCUUUCCAGAGAAUUACUAGAUUGAGCCGUUGUGAAGUGGAUCUUUUGAAGAAGGAAAUGAGCGAAACUGAUCUACCAGUCUCCUACUCUGGUGGUGGUGGUCCUCGGAAAUCUAUGCGCAAGCCUAAUUUGGAAGAAAUGCUGCGCAGAUUACUUAAUUUUCUAAAACCUGAAACCUUCCAAGGAGCUGUCAAAGCUAUAAAUGAGAAAAUCCUCUUUAUCUUGGAUGAAACAGGAUCGGGUAGGGUGGACUUGGGCAUCUUUUAUGCUGUUCUUGCUCCCAUUUGUAAUGGACCUCCAGAUAAGCGAAAAAGGAUUGCCUUUGAUGCACUCUUAUGGCGGCCAGUAAAUGAGGGUGGUUCUCAGAUUAGAAAGGUAGAUGCUGUUCGGUACAUCAAAUUGUUGAGGGCUAUUUAUGUUCCUUCUCAUGGAGUUAGUGAAAUGCUGGAAGUUCAUGGAGAAACAGAUUCCUCGAUGGUAUCUUUCAAUGAAUUUCUUGCCAUGUUCGAUGAUCCUGAUUGUGGCUUUGGUAUCAUGUCCACUCUGUUGAAGUUAGAAACUGGAGAUAGGAAUCGUCAUGGACGCCAUGUUUGCUCAGCUUGCCAUUACCCAAUCAUUGGUUCCCGCUUUAAGGAAAUGAAGUCUCAUUUUAGUCUAUGUAAUCAAUGCUACAGUGAGGGAAAGGUUCCCCCUAACUUCAAACAGGAUGAAUAUAAAUUCAAAGAGUACGAACGUGAGGCUGAAGCCAUGAAAGAUCAGUACAUGUGCUUUACUUUGCAAUCCCACAAAGCUCCGUAGCUAGUUGGUUUGAAGUCUUUUUGCUAGUCUUUAACCUUUCCAAUUUGUUAUUUUAGUCAUCCAUUGACCAUUGUGCAACAUAUAGUUCAUGAAUGUGUUCAGUGGGCUUCAUGCCCUUGUACAAUAAACCGAUUCUCAUACCAGUUUUUGCAGGGAUUUAUCUUUAGUCUUCUGUUUUUGGGAUUAAAAAAAAA
Messenger RNA from Durio zibethinus, 3342 nucleotides. Its product is annotated as putative TPR repeat-containing protein At1g05150. Gene Ontology annotation, molecular function: calcium ion binding; protein binding. Gene Ontology annotation, cellular component: plasma membrane. The record is from RefSeq and is a predicted model, not a curated record. NCBI's taxonomy places the organism in Eukaryota, Viridiplantae, Streptophyta, Magnoliopsida, Malvales, Malvaceae.